This is a messenger RNA of Hibiscus syriacus, 2373 nucleotides long. Its product is annotated as glycerophosphodiester phosphodiesterase GDPDL6-like. Lineage: Eukaryota; Viridiplantae; Streptophyta; Magnoliopsida; Malvales; Malvaceae. Gene Ontology annotation, molecular function: glycerophosphodiester phosphodiesterase activity. The record is from RefSeq and is a predicted model, not a curated record. The coding region runs from base 7 to 2232 and encodes 741 amino acids. The transcript is spliced from 9 exons. Gene Ontology annotation, biological process: lipid metabolic process.
GGCAAAAUGAUCAGGUGUUUGAUUUUGAUAUCCCUGUUGGUCCAAGCCUCUUUGGCACAAUCCGACGGUGUUGAACCUGCAAAGCCUGCGGCUGCUCCAAGGAAAUGGCCAACCUUAAGCGGAUACCCGCCCCUUGUGAUCGCGCGAGGAGGAUUCUCGGGACUUUUCCCUGAAUCGACGGCACUUGCAAACGACAUGGCCUUGCAAUUACGGUACACGGAUGUGGCUUUGUUAUGCAACCUGCAGCUGACGAGAGACAGCGUCGGCAUAUGCGUGACGGAUAUCAGGCUCGAUAACUCGACAAACAUCGCGGAGCUCUUCCCCAAAGAUUCCAAGACCUACAAUAUCAAUGGACAUGAUGUUAAGGGUUGGUUUGCCAAGGAUUUCGCAUCUCAAGUUAUACUGAACAACGUCUCAAUGAUUCAAAGUGUGUUGUCUCGACCGAGUGCGUUCGACAAUCAACUUCCGGUAGGGACCAUUUAUGAAGUCAGAGAAGCUAAACCAGAAUUCUUUUGGUUGAAUGUCCAGUAUGAUGCUUUCUAUACUGCAAACAAACUCAGUAUGUCAAAUUAUAUUGAAAAGACCAUAGGAUUUAAGGGCAUAAAUUACAUUUCGUCUCCUGAGAUUGGUUUCUUGAGGAAUAUGAAGAAGAGGGCUCCCAAGGAGAUAAGUUUCAUCUUCGUGUGCCUCGGACAGGAUGUGGUCGAACCGACCGAGAACAAGAAAUAUAGCGACAUAUUGAAGGAUCUUAAUGCCAUCAAAGCCUUUGCAACCGGGAUUAUGGUUCCCAAAGAGUUCAUAUGGCCUGUUGGUGAAAAUAACUACUUGCAUAAACCAACUACCCUUGUGACCGAUGCUCACAAGGCUGGCCUUGAAGUGUAUGCUUCUGGUUUGUCAAAUGAUCAAAUGAUAAGUCACAAUUAUAGUUACGACCCGACGGCCGAGAUCUUGAAUUACGUUAACUAUCCGGAAUUCACGGUCGAUGGGUUGGUUACAGAUUUCUCCCCUAUAGCAUCAAACGCCAUCGCAUGCUUUGCAACUAACGAAACCAAAAAGGAAAAGCAAUUGAAAACUUUGAUUAUAACUCACAAUGGAGCGAGUGGGGUGUAUCCCGGUUGCACCGAUCUGGCUUAUGAGCGGGCAGUAAACGAUGGAGCUGAUAUUAUAGAUUGCUCGGUCCAAUUGUCGAAAGAUGGAGUCGCCUUCUGUUCAGAUUCAGCUGAUCUGACAGGGGAUACUACUGCAAUGCCUACCUUCAUGUCCAAAUCUUCCUUAGUUCCUGAAGUUCAAAAGGAUAAAGGAGUUUUCUCGUUCGAUCUUACGUGGGCCGAGAUCCAGACCUUGAAACCUCAAAUGUACAGCCCUUUUGGACAAAGGACCGGCUACUACAGAAACCCUGCGGCCAAAAACAAAGGAAAAUUCAUGACUCUAAAUGACUUUUUGGAGUUUGCCAAGACAAAAGAAGUUGAAGGAGUUCUAAUCAACAUAGAAAAUGCUGCUUACUUAGCAUCAAAGAAGGGUCUUGACAUUAUAGAUACAGUGAACAAAGCAUUGAAGAAUGCAAGCUUAGACAAAGUAAAAGUCAUGAUCCAAUCAGAUAACAGUUCGGUACUAAAGAAAUACUCGAGUGAUCUUGGUUACAAAAGAUUGUUACAUUUGAAGAAUCCGAUCAGCAAGGUCGCUAAAUCGGUACCCGAAGAGAUCAAGAAAUUUGCAGAUGCAGUUGUUGUACCAAGACCUUCCUUGAUAGAAAUAAAUGAAGGUGGCUUCACCAAGGCUACAACAAACGUUCUCAAGGAGAUGCAUGACGUGAACGUCUCGGUUUACGUCUCGGUCAUGAGGAAUGAAUUUGUCGCGAUCCCAUUCGAUUUCUAUGCGGAUCCAACCAUGGAGCUUGCCACUUACAAUGUAGAAUUAAACGUUGAUGGGUUCGUAACAGAGUUCCCUGCAACAGCCAGCAGAUAUUUGAGGAGUUCGUGUGUCGAUAUGAAUGCAGACGUUGCCAUCUUACCAGCUAAAGUAGGUGCAUUGCUUCAGGAAAUUCCUGAAAACACACUGCCAGCAGUUCAACAACCAAGUCAGCCACUUGAUGUUAAAGAUCUUGCUUCCCCUCCAAUACCGCCGGUUAAAGCUCCAACAGCCGGCGGAUCUAAUUCGCCACCGGGUCCCCCCGGUGCACCUGCGCCGGCUCCUUCAAGCAUGGCGAUCCCGGCAAGUUUGAUGUUUGUGUAGCAGCAUUUAUGGCACUCGGCUUACUACUCUCAAUGUAGCACUCAACUUUAUAAACUAUAACGGCAUGAUUGAUCUAUUUCUCAUAUUUUGUACCAUUCUGAUCCUAACAGAUGCAUUUAUAUGGAAUUUAUGUACAUGUAC